AUGAGGACUUUCCCCAAAAACAGAAGCUGCGAUGUUUACAGCGUAUCUGGUUUAGGACACUGUGGAACCGCAGACUCACCUGUACAGGACAUUAAAGUAAAGGAGCCGUUCCAAACUCCGAGCACCUCUAACAGAGAGACUCGGGCUGGGUCAGACGUUGACAUCAAGCAGUCGGGGGACAGGAAAGCCAGCUUCAGGACAUGGCGAAAGUGGGUGCUGGGUGCCACCCCUCUCAUCCCUCUGUCCACUGCCGUUGCACUGACUCUCCACUUCUUUGCAUCGUCUCCGUCUUCCACAGUGUUCUUCCUGGGAGGAAGUGUGGAGUUUUCCAACCUCAGCUUCACACCGGAGCUGGCCGAUCCUUCCUCCACACAGUUCCACCUUCAGUCUCAGGCUCUCAGCCCCUAUUUCUCAGAGUUAUACGAGUCAUCACCCUGGAGGCCAUACUACCGCCGCUCAGGGAUUGUCGCCUUUAGUGAAGGAGUGAAUGGGCUCAAUGUUUUCUUCUGGAGCAAGUUCUCUGCUCCAUCAGCGGCCAUUGCAGAGGAGCUGCAGAGAUCUAAACCUGCAUGGUUGCAGCGGCAUCUUCCUGGCACCAGUAAGGUUCUUCACAGCAGACUGGAGGAGCAGUAUUACCUGGCUAAGGAUGAAGACACACUAAGGCUCCUGGAUUUGAAUUUAGACAGUGAAGAUGAUUAUGACGAUGAUGACAUGGCGGAAAAGAUAAAGAAUCCCAACCAUCUGCAGAGUGGCAAGUGGCAGCUUGGACUUCAGGCCAUGUCUUUUGACCUCUACGCCAAAUAUGGUAACAAUCGAACACUGAGUUUGGUGAGCCCGAAGAAGCCGUACUACCAGUGGAGGCUGAGAGUUCCCUUGGGUCACAUUGUACGGUUAGACGUAGUCACCCUUCAGGGGGCGACACCUGGUAGCUGUUCAGCCAACAAACUCUCUGCAUAUGACUUCCUGCUCCCUCUUCAGAACAAAAUCAUUGCCAGGUGGUGUGGAUUGCCAGUGACUGGAUCAUCCCCGGUGAUGAAGCUGACAUCCUCUGGAAAUGUCAUGCUCAUCACUUUUUCAUUUAGUCGACAGAGACAUGGCGCCAUCUUCAAGGCUUACUUUCAGGCCAUACCAAAAGCCGAAUGCGGAGGCUUUCUGUCAAGUUGGAAUGGCACCGUGGUAUCCCCUUACUAUCCUGCAUACUACCCGCCAAACAUCGACUGUAACUGGAAGAUCAGGGCUCCGCUGCCUGGCUACCUGCUAUCCAUAACUAUUGUGAUGCUGGAUAUCCAGGACUCGGCCACCUCGAGCAGCUGUGAGAAAGACUGGCUGGAAAUUGGUGGCGUCAAGCUGUGUAAUCCAAUUGGGGACAGCAGCAGGAAGAGGAUCUACUCCUCCCCUGUGUUACUGCACUUUCACUCCGACGAGUCUCUGACUCACAAGGGCUUUUACCUGGUGUACAGAGCCUUCUCCCCAGAGAGCACGUGUCCGAGGCAGUUCCGCUGCGGAGACGGACGCUGUAUUCCUCUGAGGAAAGUGUGUGAUGGAGAGAAGGACUGUGCGGACGGUCGGGACGAGGCCAAGUGUUCCAUGUGCAAACCAGGAGAGGUGUAUUGUGGGAGUGGGCAGUGCAGGCCACAUGGGAGCCAGUGUAACCUGCAGGUUUGUGGGGACAGCAGCGAGGAAACAAACUGUGCAGGUAAAUGUUACCACAUGUGUUCGAACAAUGUCUGUGUGUCCAAGUCGUCUGUGUGUGAUGGAGUCAUAGACUGCAAAGAUCGCAGUGAUGAGCUCAACUGCUCAAGAACAUAUAAAGGUUGCUCACCGACAUCCUAUAAAUGUGCGAAUGGCAAGUGUAUUGCGAAGGUAAACCCAGAGUGUGACGGCAUCAGAGACUGCAAGGACGGAUCUGAUGAGAUGCGCUGUGGGUGUGGCACUCGACCAAGGAGACGGGCAAAAAUCGUGGGAGGGACAGAUGCCCAGACGGGUUCAUGGCCCUGGCAGGUGAGCCUGCAGAUAGAGCGCUAUGGCCAUGUGUGUGGAGCAUCAUUGGUGGGCAGCCGCUGGCUCCUCUCCGCUGCUCACUGCUUCCAGGAUUCAGACGCCAUCAAGUACUCAGAUGCUCGUGCCUGGAGGGCCUACAUGGGCAUGCGGGUCAUGAACUCGGCCAGUAAUGCUGCUGCCACACGGCAGAUCCGCAGGAUCGUCCAGCACACCCAAUAUGAUCAGUUCACUUCCGACUACGACAUUGCCCUCUUGGAGCUCAGUGCCCCUGUCUUCUUUAACGAUUUGGUACAGCCUGUGUGUGUUCCAGCCCCGUCGCAUGCCUUUACCUCCGGCACCAACUGCUUCGUAACUGGCUGGGGAGUCCUCACUGAGGAAGGUGAGCUGGCUACCCUGCUGCAAGAGGCCACAGUAAGCAUCAUCAACCACAAAAUGUGCAACAAGAUGUACGACGAUGCUGUCACUCCCAGAAUGAUAUGUGCAGGGAGCAUACAGGGAGGAGUCGAUGCAUGUCAAGGAGACUCUGGAGGGCCUCUGGUGUGCCGAGAGAGGGGGCGGAAGUGGUUUCUGGCUGGCAUUGUGAGCUGGGGAGAGGGAUGCGCACGGCAAAACCGGCCUGGGGUUUACACACAGGUCAUCAAGUUCACAGACUGGAUCCACCUCCAGACUAGAGGCCAGGUGUGA
Messenger RNA from Neoarius graeffei (lesser salmon catfish), 2685 nucleotides. Its product is annotated as suppressor of tumorigenicity 14 protein homolog. The coding region runs from base 1 to 2685 and encodes 894 amino acids. Lineage: Eukaryota; Metazoa; Chordata; Actinopteri; Siluriformes; Ariidae. The record is from RefSeq and is a predicted model, not a curated record. Gene Ontology annotation, molecular function: protein binding; serine-type endopeptidase activity. Gene Ontology annotation, biological process: acrosome reaction; proteolysis. The transcript is spliced from 19 exons.